UAGCUAUGCGAAAUUCCCGGAUGUUGAUAGUUUUCAACUCGCGGGAAAAGUGGCGCCGCCAUUUUUCAUUUUUAUAUUUAUUUAAUUAUGGGUGCUAUUGAUUUAAAGCAAAGAAUGAAGAACCAGUCAAUAUAUGAAGCACCUUAGAAUUUUUUUUUUAUUUGUGAAUAUUUUUUUUACAAAAAUUAAAAAAAAAAAAAUAAAUAAAAAAAAAAAAAAGUGUUAAUUUUUAUUUGGCCGGACUUUCGUAAAAAGUUCGUUAUUUUCUAGAUCUAUUUCGUGCUUCAGGUUGUUUAUACGUUGAAAAAGUUUGGUUAUUCUUGAAGAUAAUUUAAAUGGCCGUAAGUUGAGCAAAUUUCAUUGUAAUAUGAUAAUCGAAGCGAUUUUUGUCUAAAUUCUUGUGAGGCAACAAAUGUGACUUGUUUUAAAAAUGGCGGGAAUGGAUCAGACCUCGAGGUCCUUCAGUUUUGGCAAUAGACUAGAUCCAAAAAACAUUUUUUUGAUGGAGUUUUUAAUUUAUUCAUGUAAAACGUGCAUUCUUCUACCAAUUUUAGUUAUUCUGUUUUCUAUAGAGAGCUAGAUGACUUCUCUAAUAGCAUUUUGGUUAAGCAUGAUACAUGUUAAAAGGCGAAAAAAAAUCAAUUUAUCAUUACUGUCACGUGACAGCAAUGUAGUAUUUUUAGACUAUUUUGUCUGUAGUCAAGUGUAAACAUUUAUUAUUAUUAUAGUCUAGAUCUAGACAUUCUAGAUCUACAUCGAAGGGAAACUGAGCAAUUCUUGAAACUGUAUAUCUAGAUUCUAGAUCUAUAUCUGAAUUUUAGAUCUAGAUCUUUAUUUAAAUGAUCUUGAUUAAUCUUGAUAAUACUUGAUCUAAUUAUCUUGAUAUAAUUCAUUAACAUCAUUAAACUCCUUGUCCUUCACUGAAAGUUUCAGUGCCUGACUUGACUUAGACUUUUAGUAGUUUUAGAGUUAGACUCUGAGUCUUAGACAACAUUUAGUUAGAUUCUAGAUCUAGAUCUAUAUAUAAUAUUAUUAUUAAUAUAAAAUAUAGAUCUAGUCAAUUACUAGUACUAAGUUUACUAAGACACUGACUAUAUUAUAGAUCUACUUAGUUACUAUAAGUAUAUUCCAGCACAGUCUACUCUACUGACUCUACCUCUAGCUAUAAGUUACUAGAAUCUAGUAGUAAACUCUAGUUUAUCAAGUAUAUCUACUCUGACUAUAGUCUAUAACACGACUACUCAACUACUGUAUUAACUAAUAGUGUGUGUACACUGUAUAGAUCUACAUCUAGUAUUUAUGUAUUAAUAAGUUACUGGAUGCAGAAUUCUAUACUAGUGACUAUAUCUAGACUACAUAAAACUAGAUGUACAUACAUUAGAUUUAGAUCAGUUUGAUUGAUUUAUUUUGUUAGCUUGAUUAACAUUCAUAUUUAUAAUUAGAUCAUGACUCUACUAUAUGUCUAUAGUCUAUAUUAUAUAGAAAAAUAGAUCUAGAUAGCUUUUUUUUUUUUUUGGUUUAAGUUUAAUGAGAUGGGGUAUUUCAAUCUCAUGAAAUUAAACCUGCUAAUCAUGCUGAUUGCUAUCAUUAUUAUCAUACUCAUGCUUUAUGAGUAUGAUUAAAAUGCUGAUUUGACAGAACAUCAUGAUCAUCAUGCAGCCCAGAGUGCCCAGACCAUUGCUAUGUAGUCCUUUAUUUAAUUCUAUGAUGAAUCUAGGCUACUUACAUUUUAUAUAAUUACUAUUAAAAAUAUAUUCUAAUUCAAUGUUUAUCUAAUUUAUCUAAUUACUAGAUUGUCUAGGUCUACAAUAGAAUAUCUACUUCAAUGUUUAUCUAAUUACUUGAUCUACAAUACAAUCUACUAUCAAAUAUUACUCAAGAAUUAUUUAAGAUUUUCCAUUGGAUUAUUCACUUACGCACCCACAUUCUUUUAUCUGAUAUCAUGCCAAGACAAAGAAAAAGAAAGCUUUCAUCCUGUACAAAUGUUGAAGACACUAUUUUGUACAAAUUCCUUUAUGAAAAUUUUAAUUAUUCUGAACUUUCACCAGAUGACAAUAAUAAACUAUGCUUAAAAGGACAUGUCCUCCUAAUUUAUAUGCAAAAUCAGUCCUCCCAAACAUCCACAGCAGAAAUUGUUGCUUCAACUUUUGGAUUCCCAUUUAAUCCAUGUUUAAUUUCAAAAGUUCAUUAUUUAACUGAAUGCACCAUUGCAAAGUAUAAAAGUAAUGUAACAAAAUAUUUGUCAGAAAUUCAAAACAUUUGCUAUCAAAUAUUUUACCAGUUACCUAGCACAACUGCUCCUAACUCUGAUUUAACUCCAACAAAAGCUAUACAACCAACUGAAAUAAAUCCUGUUUCAUCAAAUUUAAGAAGCAAUGAUGAAUUAACCCCUCGUAGAAGACAUUUAAAAAGACGACUUUCUUUUGUGUCCCAGGCAAGAAGUGAAGACAAGAAUAAAUAUAGGAAAAAAAUAUGUUUAUUAAAAUCUCAAAUUAACUCUCAGCCUAACCUUAUUAAAAAUCUUAGACGGUCUGUUCACCGAAAAAAUGAGAGGAUUAGUAACUUGUUAAAAAAAUUGCACAAAUAUGAAAUUGAUUCUGGCAAACGUUUUUUAAAAUGUAAAAAAUGUAUUUGGCAAACAAAAAAGCAUCAAGAGAUAUUAAAGAAAAUGAAAUCAUCAUUUAAUAAAGAAUUGGCUGUGAAGGACGCUAUCAUAACAUCUCUUCAAAGUGAUAAACUACUUCUUGAAGAUGAACUUAAAGAACUAAAAGAAAAUAAAGCUAGGUCCCUUAAAAAAAAUAAUAAAACAUAUGAUGUUAUGACAAGGUUAAUGUUUUUUAAUUGUCUUUUAUACCAGGCCCCAACCUCUUCCAUCUCCCCUAUAGUUAGUAGUUUAUCACAGAGAUUGGGUGUUCUUCUUGAUUGCGUCCCUCACAGAACAUCAGUAGACAACUUUGUAAGAGAACUUGGUGUUAUUUCAGACCUACAAGCCGCUGAAGUUGCCAUGAAAACACCACAUCUAACUCUUGGGUUUGAUUCCACAACCCAAGAGGGUGUACUUGUCAAUUCAGUACAUCUCACCACUCCAACUGAUACUUUUGUUAUAGCUUUAGAUCAGUUGAGUGGUGGGAGGGCUGAGGACUAUGAAAAACACUUAAUUGAAUCAAUAAAAAAUUUAGCAUAUGCUUACUCAGAUUUUCAUAAGAUAGAGUUUUCCACUUGUCAUAAUGAAAUUAUCAAAAAUAUUUCCAACACUAUGUCAGACCGGGCAUCAGUGAAUCAUGCUUCCAUAGUUAAAUUAAAUGCAUUAUGGGGUAAAACCUUAAAUGAACUUAAUUGCCACCUGCACCCACUUGAUAGUAUUUCAAAAGGCUGCAGGUUGGCACUUAAGUCCCUGCAGACAGAAAGGAGCAGCCUUAUUGGGAGUGACUGCAUAGCAGGCAACAUUGUCUUACAAAUAGACAAACUCAGGUAUCGAGAUGGAAAGGGUGACCCCAAAAAUUUUAUUUCCUUUCUACUUAAUGAAAAUUUACCGAAGGGCCUUAUUCCACGGUAUAGGGGAAAUCGUUUGCAUGUGUUUUUCCAUACUUGUGGAAUAUUGGUCCUUCAUUAUGACCAAAUAUUAUCAUUUUUAAAAUCCCCUGCCCUUUCCUCUGGAUCGCUGAUAAGUUGCCUGCACAGUGACCUCAAUAGUGAAACUGGGAAGAAACAACUUUUUGUUAUGGGUAUGGUAGGGAAACUGCUGACAAGCCCUUGGAUGAAAAAAUUUUACAUUGCGCCUGGUGCGCAAGCUGUUUCUCAUCUUGGGGCUGUCACAGUCAUUAAAGAAGUUCUAGCCCAAGUAGAUCAAUGCCUUAGUAAUCCCUUUAGUAUUUUUACAAGAAACCUAGACUUCUUUGGUGAAAUCCUUGAUGUUAAUGAUCCCAUACUGGAGGUUCUUUUGCUCUGCCCUCAAGAUAAGGAAGUUGAAAACAUGAUAAAAGCUAGUCUGUCUUCUAUUGCAGAAACUAUCAAUAGGCAGUAUAAAAGGUAUCUUAGUAUGAAUGUGUCUGAUCUGAUGAGCACCCAGACAGAAUCUGCUAGGCUACAUAACAUGGAUUCUGAAGAGGUGAUUGGCAUGUUUAGUGCAGCCAAGAAAAAAGCACCAAAUGCAACGAUGUGCUACAUGUCCUCUAGAAUCCGUUCCCUAAAGAACAGAACUGUAGCCUAUCUAGAUUCUAUGAGUGUCUCAGAUAUGACUGAAAGGGUGACUUGGGCCAUUGGUGUCUCUCGCAGUAGGAGGCAGGCUAAUCGAGUGAGGACGUCAGAGGUGACUAAGGAGAUUGCUCUGAGGGCGGAGCAAAAAAACCAGGAGACAGAACAGAAAGAAAGAAAGAAAAUUGAAAAACUUUUAAGACAAGACAAUUACAUUGACAAGAUUAAGGAACUGAUUACUAACGUGACUGAACAGACUUGGAUGGAUGUGCAGGAAUUGUUAUCUGGAAAUGUUAUUGACAGGUUGAUCUGUCACUAUUGGUACAGUGCAGGCCCUGUAUUAUAUAGUGGCAGGGUAAAGGGACUGAAAAAAGGAAUGAAAGAUGUAUAUUUGGUAAAAUAUUGGCUGGAUGAUGAGGAUGAGAGUAGAGGGGUUGACUAUGACAUGAGCAAGUAUCAGCUUGCCUGUGACAUACUGUUCAAAGACUUGACAUUACUGUAGAAUAGUAUUUGUUAACAUCAAGGAUUUUUCCCUACCCAUUGACAAAAAUGUUCCAGUUUCACUUCUGUCUGACUAACAGGGAUUCUUUAUAAUUGGGUGGUAAAACAAUUCACAUACUAAUAUAACACACUAAUAAAUCUGUUAGCUAAUCAUCAGUGACUAAUACAUUUCACUAAAAUAAAUACUUUUAUAAAAUUUUCAAACUGUAAAGUUUAUGUCAUUAAUUUUAAACAUAUUCUAUACUAUUAUAAAAUUAACUAGAGGUAAACAUAGUCUUAAUCCUUUUAUACUAUUUUUUUUUAAGCUUUGAAAUAUUUAAAAUAAAAUAGUACCUUAAUAAAAAAAAAUAUGUAAAUAAAACUAUCCAAUUAUGAAGAAUGAUCAUUAAUUUUUUUUUUUUUUUUUUUUUUUGUUGUUGUUUUCAACAGAAAAGUAAAUCCCCUAUUUCUGUAAAUUUGUAACAAAACAUUUGUGUUGGGAUUUUUUUUGAUAAUUUGAUUAUUAUUCAUUUUCUUCAUGCAACUAUAAUUUUUAAAAUUAUAAAACCUACAUAUUGUUUAAAUUUGUUUUCCCAUUGCAUCACAUGUAAUACUGCAAAGUUUAAAAUUAAUAAUGCUACCUUAUAAGUGUUUCUCUAGUCCUCCCAGUAGAUCUGAAAUAACACCAGUUGUUGUCUACUUGUACUUUACAUUUUUUUUUAUUGCGCUUUUUUUUCUAACACACUAUUUUGUUUUAUAUCAUCUAAUUAAAUAAUUAUCAAAUUUAAUAAAGCCAAUUAACUAUUUUUCUUAGCUAUUUUUACUAUACAUGGUACAUCAUCACUUUUUAUAUACUGUUCCAUUUUAAAAUUGUAUUGAUGGUUCAUAAACAAUUAAUUUAAAUAAUGUGUAAUGUAAAGCCAUAACUUAAAAUUAAAAUAUUUAAUAAUUUUUAUAAAUAAUAAUAUUAUUAGUUUUAUAAAGUUGUCUUCACUUCAAGUUUGUGACUGUAAAGAUAUGCAAACUUUCCUUUUUAUAUUCAUGUGUACCAUUCAAUAUUAAGUUUUUUCAAACACAAAUCAUCAUAUUUCCUAUUAACCUUUUAUCUCUCAAACAUUUAACUAUCAUAAAAAAACAACACUUUUUUUCCAAUCCAUUUAUCAUUAACCCUUCAUUAAAUUACACAUUUAACCCUUCAUAAAUUCCCACAUGUGCCUUAUACUUUCAUGAUGUCCUUCAACUACUUGCAUGUAAUCAGAGUUCCUUCGGCACCAUUUACUUCAUCGUCAUCCAUUACAUAAUAACUUGCAUGUCAUCAGAGUCACUACUGCACCAACAAAUAAGCCACCAUUGACUUCAUCAUCAUUAUGUGCUGCUUACUUGCAUGAUAUCUGCUUUGCUACGCUUGUAACAAAAAGAAGCCACCAUUUACUUUAUCGUCAUCCAGUACACACAAACUUGCAUGUCAUCAGAGUCACUACGGCAUCAACAAAUAAACCACCAUUGACUUCAUCAUCAUUCUAUGCUGCUUACUUGCAUGAUAUCUGCUUUUCUAUGCUACUAACACACAGAAGCCACCAUUCAUUUUAUCGUCAUUCAGUACUGACUAAUUUGCAUGUCAUCAGAGUCACUACGGCAUCAACAAAUAAACCACCAUUGACUUCAUCAUCAUUCUAUGCUGCUUACUUGCAUGAUAUCUGCUUUUCUAUGCUACUAACACACAGAAGCCACCAUUCAUUUUAUCGUCAUUCAGUACUGACUAAUUUGCAUGUCAUCAGAGUCACUACGGCAUCAACAAAUAAACCACCAUUGACUUCAUCAUCAUUUUAUGCUGCUUACUUGCAUGAUAUCUGCUUUUCUAUGCUACUAACACACAGAAGCCACCAUUCAUUUUAUCGUCAUUCAGUACUGACUAAUUUGCAUGUCGAGUCCCUAUGUCACUAACAAAUAAACCACCAUGGGCUUCAUCAUCAGUUGGUCGAACUUAAUUUCUAUGUUAUCGCAUUCAUCUUCUACGUUAUCAGCACAAAUCCAGCAAUCGUUUAUGCCUUGCCAUCUUACCAUGCUAUACUUAAAAAUUAACAUCAUAUUAUCAAUUUCCAAGAAAAAUGUAUAAAAUCUUGUGCCAUGGUUUCCCAUUGCUUCAAUGUUAAGUGAAAACGCGUCAAAAUUGUGUGUAUUUUUUUAUCUAUUGGACCCAUAAUAACAUUCUAUACCUCAUUGGAAAGCUCAGAACAAGAUCUUUAAUAAUUUAUUAUCCAAAUUAAAAAAAAAAAAAUUUCAACAAUUUUGUCACAUA
This is a messenger RNA of Biomphalaria glabrata, 6973 nucleotides long. RefSeq lists its product as uncharacterized. The coding region runs from base 1943 to 4696 and encodes 917 amino acids. The transcript has 2 exons. Lineage: Eukaryota; Metazoa; Mollusca; Gastropoda; Planorbidae. The record is from RefSeq and is a predicted model, not a curated record.